Molecule: messenger RNA, 1806 nt
Organism: Megalobrama amblycephala (Wuchang bream)
Lineage: Eukaryota; Metazoa; Chordata; Actinopteri; Cypriniformes; Xenocyprididae
Exons: 6
Coding region: 390-1097 (235 amino acids)
Source: RefSeq, a predicted model, not a curated record
GCGCUGGGCGUGUUGUCAAACGUACAGGUGCGUCACUCUCUCCGCCUGUUCGCGUGACGUCAGAUUUUUGGCAGAAAAUUGCGGAAAUGCUACGUGGAUAAACUAUUAUCGGCAAUCAGCGUUUCAUUACACCUGUUUAUAUUUGUUUAUGAGGAUUCCUCGGUCCUCUUCCUUGAAAUCGAAGCAAAGCAACCAAGGAAAUGUCUUUGGAAGGAAGCGUGUGUCAUCUAAUCUGCCUCUGAAACACAAUGGGAACUCCCUGCCUUCUGUGGGACACCAGAGAACAAACUGCACACUGCCAAAAGCGUAGCUACGAAGACGACAACAGAAAUUAGGUCAAUACAGAGGCAUCUCCUGCUGAUCCUGCUAUAGAGCCAUUGUUGUGUGUAAUGGGGGAGUGUAUGUUGGACCACUACGGUGAAGACGGUUUUCAAAGUUGUGAAGGGUUUGACGAUUGGUCCACGUUCAGUUCUGCGGACUGGACAGAACCCCGGCACGAUGAAAAAGUGUUUUCAGACUUGGGCGGAUUCCAGGACAAAACCAGGAAAGAGGAAUUAUCAACCAUACCUGUGACAGAAACAGGAACUUUCGAGUUUCCUGAAAACGCUGAAAAUGGCAACAAGGUGAAUCCCUGGUUCAUUUUUAAUGACUGCUUUCAAGUUGAGGAGAAAGAAAAAAGUCCUGUCAUGAUGGAAAUCCCUACAUUGUCCCAGCUACAACAGAACACAUUAGACAAGCCCUCUCAGUCUGCAGCAAUAUCAAGUCAAGCAACACAUUUCUGGUGUCAUCUACAGUCUGGGUCACAAAUUCUGAGACUGUCAGGUCCCAGACCCAAACUACACUCCUAUGAAGGACUGCUCAAAUCACUCCAGCUCAGACACCCCGACGAAAGCGCCAACUCACAGACCACAACUCUUUCUGAUCAUGAACUAGAAAAUCCUGAGGACCCUCCUGGAGCUCUUAUUCAAACCAAGUUGAUGCCAUCAUCACAUUGUCGAAAUGCUCCAGGAUUCUUUUAUCAGAUCUCAAGCCAGUGGCUCAACCAGCACAGCAUAAACCUGCGGCCCAACCAGCACAAGAAAGAUCCUCUGCAAUAAACAACUCAUACAUUUUUUAUAUAUAUAAACACACAGUACCACUCACUAGCAUUCAUACGACACACACUUCUUCAAAAGAAAAGUUCACCCAAUAGAGAACAUUUUGUCAUAAUUUACUCAACCUCAUGUUCUGCUGUAAAUGCAUUGAAAUUAGCUACUAGUACAUUCUUCAAACAUUUUGAGAGAAGGAGUUUAGAAGUAAGUGAUGACAGUGUUCAUUUUUGGGUAAUCUGUCUCUUUAAACAAAGUACACACUAUUGCCUGUUUUCCUCAAACAAGCACAGGUCAGGUGGUCUUCCACACACUUUUACAAAUAUAUCCUGCUUGACAAAAGCACAGGGACGUACUACUAUGCACACUAGCUCAGGAAAGAUUUCCUAACUUACUUGACAUACACACUUAAUACUUGCAUAAAGAAGAGGCUGUUAACAUAAGCAAAAGAAGAGAAUUAACACGUGCCUAAUUAGAACAAAAUCACUGUAAACCUCAAGUAUGGGAUGUUAACACAGCCAUGUACUUAUUUAUAUAUACUGUCUGUUGCUGCCUAAGCUCAUUGCUUACUGUUCUUAAAGCUAUGUUAUUUUUAUUGUGAACUGACGUCUGAAAUGUCUGAAUGUAUUUGGUAUAUUUAUAUUGGAAAUAUUUAAAAAAGAAUACAUGAAUAUAUAACUCUAAUAGUUUGUCCUGCACUUUAGGUCAGUUUGCCUUU